Messenger RNA from Melitaea cinxia (Glanville fritillary), 2025 nucleotides. Its product is annotated as protein croquemort-like. The coding region runs from base 1 to 2025 and encodes 674 amino acids. The transcript has 13 exons. Gene Ontology annotation, cellular component: membrane; cytoplasm. Gene Ontology annotation, molecular function: scavenger receptor activity. NCBI's taxonomy places the organism in Eukaryota, Metazoa, Arthropoda, Insecta, Lepidoptera, Nymphalidae. The record is from RefSeq and is a predicted model, not a curated record.
AUGUUUAUCGCAAAUGAUAUUAACGACGUGUCUGUACUCAGCGCGCUCAACGAGUCAUCGUACAAGCUAGCUAGUGAUUUAUCGCUGCCGAAAAAAUUAGAAGAAUGCGAUUUCGAAGAAAUUUUAUAUCUGUUGGAUAAUCACUUCACACCAAGGCGAAGUGGAUUUGCAGAAAGACACCAUUUUCAUUCGGCAACACAACGAUCGGGUGAAAUGCAUACUCAGUGCGCGACGGCUAGGUCCUAUAAGUGUAAAAAGUGCCGUCAAGAAGGUCAUUUGCGUAGGAUGUGUAUCCUCGGCAAUAAGGUUUACUUUAUCGAGAAAAGUAAUAUGGAUGAGGACUCUGACGGAAACUCGUCAGCACAACGAUCAGCAUUGGCUCAUGUGCUGGUAGUUGCAGGUUUGAUUCCCGCACAUGGCAUACAUUUGUAUAGGCCAUACAUGUUUGCCAUGGUGUGGGCGUUUGUACUUGUGUAUUAUGUGUGUUUCCGGACCCCGAAAGAAGGAACCAUGGUGGUCAGUAAGAAGAACGAGUGGUUGAUAGGGAGUGGCAUGGGGUUGAUCGGGGUGGGAGUACUCUUCAGCACGACAUGGUCAGCGAUAUUCCACGCGAAGAUACAGCAAAUGAUGAUUCUCAAAGAGGGAUCGACUUCAUUCGGCAUCUGGCGCGAGAUCCCCAUACCAAUCUACUUGGAGUGCUUCCUUUUUAACAUCACAAAUGUGGACGAACUAUUAGCUGGAAAGAACGUUACGAUGCGGGUGCAGGAGUUGGGACCCUACGUGUUUAGGGAGAUCAAUAAGAAGGUCAAUAUAAGUUGGAAUGAAAACAGUACGGUGACAUUUAAGAAUCAGAGAUUUUGGUACUUUCAGCCUCACUUAUCGAAUGGCAGCCUCUCUGACAACGUCACUAGUAUUAAUCCUGUUGUAGCGACAAUUGCAUACACGUUACGCACGGAGCGAAUAAUGUUAAAAAUAAUUGCAGAUAUGGCCAUGAGAAUGUACCAUUCAAAUAUAUUUCUAACAGCUAACGUGUCGUCGUGGCUGUUCGAAGGCGUCCAAGAUCCUAUACUGGACCUCGUAGGGCACAUCCCUGGUCUUCCAUACACAAUACCGUUUGAUAGAUUUGGAUGGUUUUAUAAAAGAAAUGGAUCAAUAGAUACAGAUGGCUUGUUUGUAACGAAUACUGGGAGUGCAAAUUUUAGAGAUCUUGGCAACAUUGAACGUUGGCAAAAUUCAAAUAGGACCGUGUACAGAGAUCAGUGUGGAGAAUUGAAAGGAACAACAGGGGAGCUUUGGGCCUUGGAGAAAGACCAGCCAGAGAUUAACAUAUUUGCUGCAGAUCUUUGCACGCAUAUGCCCUUAGCGUAUUCCGGAAAAGUUAUGGUACGAGGUCUACCCGGAGUGGAAUUUGCAGCCAAUGACUCGCUUUUUGAUAAUGGUCACAAGUAUCCAAAUAUGGCGUGUUACUGCGAUGAAGUCAGAGAUGAGAACUGCAUGCCCGCUGGGGCACUAAACGUAUCAUCUUGCAAGUAUGGUGCCCCAGCCUUCGUGACCCGGCCUCACUUCCUUGGCAUGGAUUCCUAUUAUCCUAGCAAGAUUCAGGGACUGAAUCCCUCUGAGAAGCACAACUUCAGAAUGUCAAUAGAGCCAAUAACUGGAAUGCCAUUGGCUAUCUCUGCUCAGCUACAAGCUAACGCUCUGGUGAGACACAUACCAGGUCUCAGUAUCAAUAACCAGCUACCAGAUCCAGAUAUGCUGGUCCCGAUGUUUUGGUUUCGAGAAGACAUUCAGGUCAACGAGGAAUAUGCAAACUUUGCAAAAACCGCGCUUGGAGUUCGCUUUGGAUUUCCGUAUGGUUUCUAUUUAUUUAUUAUUAUCGGUGUAUGUCUGAUAGUCAGUGGCAUAUACAGAAUAAGAAAAUUCGCAUUAGCGAAGAUAAGAGAAGCAGACAUCGCCGCGUCACAGAAAUUUUUGAGCCACGGCGAUAAGAAACUCGGUCUACAAUCACUUCAAAAUAAUCUGUGA